Molecule: messenger RNA, 5979 nt
Organism: Callorhinus ursinus (northern fur seal)
Lineage: Eukaryota; Metazoa; Chordata; Mammalia; Carnivora; Otariidae
Gene: TMLHE
Product: trimethyllysine hydroxylase, epsilon
Biological process (GO): carnitine biosynthetic process
Cellular component (GO): mitochondrion
Molecular function (GO): iron ion binding; trimethyllysine dioxygenase activity
Source: RefSeq, a predicted model, not a curated record
UAUUUGUAUGGGUCCGUCUAUUUUCCUCUCCGUGCCUGUGGCUCCAAAUCUGUUAAACGAAGGCAAGGAGCACCCCAUCGCGACCCUUCUGAAUCAGAGGUUCUAGCACGCCCCCGCAGCGGCCUCGGUCCAGGGCGCACAAGGCGCCCACCGCACAGGGCCGGAAGAAGUGGGGCGGGGCCUCUAGGCUGCUGGGCCCGAACGGACUGGGGGAGGGGAGCCCGGGGCCGAUAGUCUCUGGGAAAAAGCAAAAGGCGGGCGCGAGACUGCCUCCCAAGGCUCUCUUUGCUUACAGUUCCUCCCGUUUUGCUGAGUUGGGAGUCGCGACCUCCAGCACAGGAUGUGGUGCCACAGGUUGUCCCACCUACAAAGCAGGCUCCAGAACCUGCUGAGGAGAGGAGUCACAUGUUGGGCCUUCCAACAGCUCAACUUCAAAAGCUUAUUUCCAUUAGCCAUCCAUUUGCACCAUACAGCCUCCGAGUCUCUGAAUUGCGCUUGGCAGCAACAUGAAGAUCAUUUUGAACUGCAAUAUGCAAACACCGUGAUGCGCUUUGAUUAUGUCUGGCUUCGAGACCACUGCCGCUCAGCAUCUUGCUACAACUCUAAGACUCACCAGCGCAGCCUGGAUACUGCCAGUGUGGAUUUAUGCAUCAAGCCAAAGACCAUUCGUCUGGAUGAGACCACACUCUUUUUCACUUGGCCAGAUGGUCAUGUGACUAAAUAUGAUUUGGAUUGGCUGGUGAGAAACAGCUAUGAAGGGCAGAAACAAAAGGUCAUCCAACCUAGAAUCUUAUGGAAUGCUGAAAUCUAUCAGCGAGCCCAAGUUCCAUCUGUAGAUUUCCAAAGCUUCUUAGAAACCAAUGAGGGAUUGAAGAACUUUCUGCAAAAUUUUCUGCUGUAUGGAAUUGCAUUCGUAGAAAAUGUCCCUCCCACUCAAGAACACACAGAGAAGUUGGCAGAAAGGAUCAGCUUGAUCAGAGAAACCAUCUAUGGGAGGAUGUGGUAUUUUACUUCAGACUUCUCCAGGGGUGACACUGCAUACACCAAGCUGGCUUUGGAUCGGCACACUGACACUACCUAUUUUCAAGAACCCUGUGGCAUUCAAGUGUUUCACUGUCUUAAGCAUGAAGGAACAGGUGGCAGGACACUGCUGGUAGAUGGAUUCUAUGCAGCAGAACAGGUACUUCAAAAGGCACCUGAGGAAUUUGAACUCCUCACCAAAGUGCCAUUGAAGCAUGAAUAUAUUGAAAAUGUUGGAGAAUGUCACAACCACAUGAUUGGGGUUGGGCCAGUCUUAAAUAUCUACCCAUGGAAUAAAGAGCUCUAUUUGAUCAGAUACAACAACUAUGACAGAGCUGUCAUCAAUACUGUACCUUAUGAUGUUGUCCAUCGUUGGUAUACAGCACACCGGACUCUGACAGUAGAGUUGAGGAGACCUGAGAAUGAGUUUUGGGUCAAACUAAAGCCUGGCAGGGUCCUAUUUAUAGACAACUGGCGUGUCCUACAUGGCAGGGAAUCGUUUACUGGCUACCGCCAACUCUGUGGCUGCUAUUUAACAAGGGAUGAUGUAUUAAACACUGCUCGUCUCUUGGGGCUUCAGGCUUAAAAUUGACAGCAUUAGGAUUAUGGACACACCUGGCACCCUGGCUACCAGAAUUUCAUAUCAGCAAAGUAAUAUUGUAUCAAAACCUACUUCAAAUUGUCUCUUUAUCUCAUCACACAAAACAUAAAUUGCAACUAGAUCAGUUAGAAAGAAAUGCAUUUUAGGAACAAAGUCUUUGUAAAGCAGCAGUUUGCAAAAUGUUUAGUCUUAAGACACCUUAGCACUCUUAAAAGUCAUUGAGGACCCCAAAGUGUUCUUGGAUGUGGGUUAUAUCUAUUGAUACUAACUGUAAUAGAUAUUAAGACUGAGAAAUGUUUAAAAUUCAAGAACACAAAAUCACACAUCCCUCAGUAUCAGAGAGAUGGCAUCAUCACAUGCCAUAUAGCUUUUGGAAGAGCCCUCUGUACAUUUGUGAGAUAAGAAUGAAAAAGGUAAAUAUCAUCUUAGUGUCAUUAUAAAAAAUAUUAUUUAACCCACAGGCCCACUGAAAGGGGCUCAAGAAUCCCUCCAGGUGUUUUCAGACCACUCUUUAAGAACCAGUGGGCUGGAGGAUACCUUAAGACAGUCCUUUACAUAGACCUGUGGAUUAAAGAGUUCAGCUGAAGCCAUAGAUUUAUAUCUACAGUGUCCUAGAACUACAGAUAUUGUAGAAAUUGCUUGAUAGCACAAGCUCAGUGAUAAGGUAGUAACUGAAUAUAAACAUUGUUUUAUCUUACAAGAAGGGUUAUCUCCAUCCAAGACAUCUCUUGAAGAAUUAAACUAGGAAGCCACAAUAGCUCCUGUGGAACAGAUCCAUCCAUUCAAUAAUUGUGUGAGGGAUAGUUGCAGAAAGUUUUUAGAGACUUCUGAGGUUCCAUAUGAUAAUUCAUAUAUAUACACAUAUACCACAAGAGAGUACAGAGGGUUAGUCUGUAAGACUGUUCAGUGAACUCAUCAUGACAGAUGAUGUGCCUCCAAAGAACUGGAAAUUACUAUCCAACCUUGCAUUUUUGCUUUUGAUGGAAUUUAGGAUGCAAUCUGUUUCCUCCAUUUCUGCUGAUCUUUUUUUUCUUUUCUUAAAAUAUUAUACAUGUUAAUUGCUAAGAUUUGCCUCGGUUAAGUAUAACGCCUUGUUUCUUUUAUUUUUUAGUGGCUCCCUUUAUAUAUGGAUGGAGAGACAGAGAGAUGGGUAUGAGGCUUAUUUCAUUGAAAGUGAAGCUGUACAAUAACUGCAUUGACCACUGUAGAAUGAUGAAAGAGAAUCCAGGCUAGGAUGUGCAGAAGAGGGAAAAAAAGGCAUCAUUAGUGGGGAUAGAAGUCACAAACUCAGUACUCUGACAGAGAAUAGAGUCUAAUCUGAUGUUCACAAAGAGUCCCUAGUUCACGUUUAGUAGUUUAUGCAUUAUCUUAUUGACUCAUCCAGUGCUCUAAAAUAUGUUCUCAAAAUAUUUCUGCAUUUUAUUGUACUAUUUAGGAAUCUUUAGGGGUCUUCAUGAAAUUUCUUGUCCUUGGUUCAAAGGAUUGAUAAUGAAGCCUAGGUCUUAAAGAACAUACCCAUUAGCAAUCAGAACAGAAGUAACAUUUUAACAUGCAAUCUCUUCUCCCUAUUGUUAGGUACUCCUAAAAUAUGUCACCAUUAGUCUUCCUCAGGAUAUUUAUCCUUUUUGAAAUUUUGCUUAACUUAGCCUUGAAAAUUACAUUUUAACUGUGGUCAGCAUUGAUUUAUAACAAGCAAUGGACAUAUUCAGGGUCCUGGAGAGAUAAGGAUACAGAUCAAUCUUCUCCCUCACCGAAGGACUUCCUUUACCUUCUGUUUCUGCUGGGACCUUGAUUCAUUAAUUAUUUCACCCUCAUUUUCCUAAAUUUUCAAUCCAUACUUUUCUAUAAUGUACUCCCUUCAGAGGAAGAAAGAGGAAAGGGAAUUAUUUGAGUGCUGAUCAUGGUGCAUUGAAAACUUUCUUUGUAAAAUGUUUCUUUUUUUACAUCUCUGUCUGGUGUCCCUGAAUAUAUAAGCAUGGGUCCACGUCUACCAAGCUCAGUGUUGUGGAGUUACUUUUACCUUUUGCUAAGGUGGGAUGGGCUCAGUAGGGUCAGGAGCACAACACCUAACAUAGUUUUUUCAUAAUACAAAUUUGUUGGAAUAAGAAUAAAAUAAUGAAUCCUUUUCAAACAAAUUUACCAGAUAUUACCAUGUUCUCUAUAAGGAUGUCCUUUUGUGUUUGGCAGUUAACCAGCACUGAAUUUUGUCUACCUUCAUCUAGAGUGACAAACCAUUCAAGUGUGUUCAGGACUGAGGGGUUUCCUGGGCUGCAGAACUUAGUGUUAAAACUGGGGAAUCCCACAUAAACCAGGACUAUUGGUCUCCCUACCUUCUGCCUGCUAGCAAUGUCUUUUUCUUUAGUGUUCAUCAGCGGUUCUUAUUUCUGUCCAAGUGCUUGUGAAUCACAACCUGUGUAGUCUAUGAUGAAAAGGAAAAAAGAUGUAUGAACUGUGGUGUGUUGUGCUGGUUCCCAAAGGAGACCGGCAGCUGCAGCAUCAUUUGAGCACUUGUUAGAAAUGAAAAUUCUCAGGCCCCACACCGGACCUACUAAAUCAGAAACUGUGGGGGUGGAAGCCAGCAGUUUGUGUUUUAGCAAGCCCUCCAGGGGAUUAUGGUGCCUGCCAAAGUUUGAGAACCACUGAAGGGAAGAGCCUUGUUGCUAAGCUCUAGGCCCUAUUUUGAGCUAGAGUUUCUUCUUCAUUUUAAAAUGGAGGCCUUGGACAGGGCAACAUCUAAAGGUUCUGUCACUGUAAUUUUGUUUGACCUCAUAGCUUAAGUUUUCUCAUAUGAGCAGAGUAAGGAAAAUACCUACCCCACAGGUUCUUCUAGCAAAUUUGUGAUUAUUAAAUAAGAUGUUUGCAGCACAUAAUGAUAACCAAUAACAAUAACUAACUUUCAUGGUGCUUUCCAUGUGCCAGACACUGUUAUAACUGCUUUUAAUCCCCACACAACCCUACCCCUAUGUUAUAAAUGAAGAAAUAGAGGUAAUGAGAGAUUAAAUGGUUUAGCCAAGGUUACAUGGCUAAAUAAGUGUCAGAGUUUGGAUUAGAAUUUCGAAAAUCUGGCCACAGAGACAGUGCUUUUAAUUAAUAUGCCAUAUUCCAAAAUAAAUGUUAAUGCCUUCCCCCUUGUCCUUAUUCCAACAAUAUUUACAGUCUAGCUAACCAUUCAUAGAUAGUAAUCAUCAUCUGCACUCUUAAGUUCCUUCCAAUAAAAUCCUAAAAGAACCAUGAGAAUAUCUACAUGUUUUGCAAACAGUUUAUAAAUAUCCACCAAACCCCCUACUUUUUUAAAAAACAAAGUGUUAUUCACAUUCUCUAAUUCUACUUCUUCCAAAGGUAGAAACUUGAUGAUAGAAUGACAGAAAGAAAUCAAUCCAUUCAGCAUCUUUCCUUCUUUCCACACUCUUGCAAAAUAUGUCAGUUGUUAGGAUCAAAACCAUAUUAUAGGACAUAUUCAUAUCACUGGCCCAGGAAGCUCUUGGGCAUAUUAGAGAUCCACUCACACAGCCAGCUGGUGGCUUAGUCGUGAAGUCAGGCCAUGUCAGUGUCCUUGCCUCCUUAGGCCUACAACUCACCAGAGCCAAAGACCCUGGCAGAUAUGGUUGUAGUUCUUUUUUUGUUCUUUUCUGUUGUUGUCAGAUCUACAUUCAGGGGUUGGUGGGUUUGUGGGUAGUUUAUCCUACUCUUUGGCUUUAAGCAGUGGGCCUGGCUUUUGUCUUCCAUCUUGCUAAGAAUACUUUUGGACCACUCAGAGUAUAAAGUCUUAGCUUGAUUAAUGGAAUCCAAGCUUCCUUUCUGGAAAAAAUCAUCAGGCAUCUUUUACAAUUGUGAAAAUCAUCUUAAGCCAUGUUGGUGUGUAUCAUAUAGUUUCAUAGUGGUGUUCUAACCUACUUUUUAUGGGUAGAUAAGCAUGGUAAUUUAUCCUGUGCAUAAGUAAAGAUCACAGGGUCAAUGCUAUGUGAACCUAUGAAGUCAGUGAAGGUUUUUCUCUUCUAGCCACACCUUUCUCUAUGGUCUAUCCUUUGUCCCAUCAAUGAUGGCCACUCCCUCCAGUUCAGGUACUCAGUAUCCUCUUACCUUCUGCUUUCUAGAUCCCUCUCUGAUGCCUUGACUGAGUCAAUGUAGUGUCAUAGAAAGAUCAUGGACUUGGACAAAACUGGGCUUGAAUUCCAUCUUUGCCUCUGACUAGCCUGGUGAAUUUGGAGAAGUCACUUUCGUUCCUUGGGCCUCUUUUUCUUCAUCUGCAAAAUAAGGCUUAUAAAUGUCAUCUACCUGCUAAAGCUGUGAUGAAGAAUGAAAUGAGGUCUUGUGCAGAAAGUGUGUACCACAGUGAGCAGCACACAAUAAAUACUCAG